Monoraphidium neglectum is the source of this 1458-nucleotide messenger RNA. RefSeq lists its product as hypothetical. Gene Ontology annotation, biological process: protein insertion into membrane; thylakoid membrane organization; protein localization to chloroplast. Lineage: Eukaryota; Viridiplantae; Chlorophyta; Chlorophyceae; Sphaeropleales; Selenastraceae. The transcript has 3 exons. The coding region runs from base 1 to 1458 and encodes 485 amino acids. The record is from RefSeq and is a predicted model, not a curated record. Gene Ontology annotation, cellular component: chloroplast thylakoid membrane. Gene Ontology annotation, molecular function: protein binding; membrane insertase activity.
AUGGCACUGUGGAGGGAGAGCCAUGAGCUCAGCAGGCAGAGGGAUGCGAAGGAGGCGCAGGCGCUCAGGCAGCAGCUGGAGCAGGCCGUGGUAGCAGCCACGUGGGAGCUGCAGCAGCAGCAGCAGCAGCAGCAGCAGCAGCAGCAGCAGCGGCAGCAGCCGGACAAGACCAGCGGGCCCGCCGGGGCGGCCGCCGCGAGCCCCGAGGCGCUGAUCGGCCUCGCGGCGGCGCAGGAGGGCCUCCUGCAGCUGCAGCGGUGGCAGCGGCGUGUCGAGCUGUACGGGCAGCUGCGCGUCAAGUGCGGCGUGCCGCACCCGGCCUGGUUCCUCGCGAACAAUCUCGCCCAGUGGCCGAUAUUUGUUUACGCGGGGAUAUGCGUAAGGUCCAUGGCGCAGCGCCAGCCGCCCUGGCCCGGGCUGGACAGCGGGGGCAUCCUGUGGUUCCAAGACCUGACGCUCCCUGCUGUCGCCGCGUCGGCCGCGAGCGGCGGGCUGGCGCUGCCGAUGGGCGCGGCGGGGCUGGGGCUGCCGCUCCUGGUGACGGGCAUGAUGCUCACAAGCAUCCGCAUGGGGUUCAAGGCCUCUGGCGCCGCCAGCCGCCACCCCAGCAUCGCCGGCACCUUCCUGCAGCCGCUCCUGCGGUACGCCCCCGCCUUCCUGUACUGCCUCACCCUGGCCAGCCUGUACUUCAAGCUGCAGCUGCCGCAGGCUGUACUGCUGCACUGGCUGGCGGCCAGCGGGUUCACCCUCAGCCUGCAGCUCGCCCUGCGCAGCCCCCGCCUGCGCGCCGCGCUCGGCUACGGCGGGCCGGCGGCCGCGGGCAGCGGCGGGGGCGCGGGGGCAGUAGACCCAGGGCUGGAGGUGCGUGUGGCGGCAGCGGGCGGCGCGGACGUGUUGGUGGCGAUGGCGGCGAAAGAAUCGGCCCUGCAUCAUUACCCAAACGCGCUGUACUGCCUGGCAAAGGCUGUGGAGCUGGAACCGGCGAACGCUGGGGCGCACUACGCCGCAGCCCAGGUCCACGCGCUCACAGGCGACUGGGCCGCAGCAGAGGCUGCCUACCUCCGUUGCAUCGACGCCGCCCGCGCCCCCACCGCCGCCGACGCAUACGGCCCCUUCGUCGGCCAGGCGCUGUUCUGCGUCGGCACGGCGCGCGCGCGCGGCGGGCGGCACGAAGAGGCGCUGCGGGCAUACGGCGAGUCCGAGGCAGCGGGCUACGCACAGCCGCACGCGCUCGCGCAGGCGCGCGGCGCGGCGCUGCUGGCGCUGGGCCGGGCCAGCGAGGCGGCGGCGGUCGUGGACGCGGCGCUGAGCCGCGCCGGCGGCGGGAGUGGCGGCGCGGCCGGCAAGCGGCGGGGGGAGGGUUUUGUGGACAUGACACCCGUGCUGCGGGACCUCAGGCGGCGGAUUGACGAGCAGCAAAGCGGCGGCAGCGCGUCAGAGGGGCAAGUCAGCCCGUGA